Molecule: messenger RNA, 1901 nt
Organism: Helianthus annuus (common sunflower)
Lineage: Eukaryota; Viridiplantae; Streptophyta; Magnoliopsida; Asterales; Asteraceae
Product: protein HOTHEAD
Exons: 4
Coding region: 105-1832 (575 amino acids)
Molecular function (GO): flavin adenine dinucleotide binding; oxidoreductase activity, acting on CH-OH group of donors
Source: RefSeq, a predicted model, not a curated record
CCAUAAAAACCUUAUUCUUAAUUGCAUCAUUCUGUUGUGCCCUCACAAAAUCAUUUUUAUACACACUAAAAAACACACACUAAACACACACACAGAGAGUAGAUAUGGAUUGUUUAGGGUGGUGGAAAAAGAUUGUUGCUGCUAUCUCUACAUUGCUUCUCCUUCAUGUUUGUUGCCGUGCCCGCCGAGAUCGAGGCUUCAGUUUCUUGCACCAAGCCACAACAGCACCAAUGGUGUCAUACUACGAUUACAUCAUUGUCGGUGGCGGCACCGCCGGCUGCGCAUUAGCCGCCACCCUCUCUCGAACCUCCUCGGUACUCCUCCUCGAACGGGGUGGCUCCCCGUUCGGUAACCCAAACAUCACCCACUUAUCCGCAUUCGGAGCUGCCCUGUCCGAUCUCUCCCCAAAAUCCCCUUCCCAACGGUUUGUCUCCGAGGACGGCGUCAUCAAUGCCAGGGCCCGCGUUCUUGGAGGCGGAAGCUCCCUGAACGCGGGAUUCUACUCACGGGCUGGGUCCGAAUUCAUCGCCAAUGCGGGAUGGGAUGCCAAGUUGGUAAACGAGUCGUACCGGUGGGUCGAGAGGCGUGUGGCGUUUCAUCCACCGUUGAGACAGUGGCAGUUGGCGGUUAGAAACAGUUUGUUGGAGAUUGGUAUACGGCCGUAUAACGGUUACACCCUUGACCACUUGUACGGUACAAAAGUUGGGGGGACUAUUUUUGAUGGAUACGGGCGCAGGCAUAGUUCUGCUGACUUGCUUUAUUAUGCAAAUGCUAAUGGGCUCACUGUUUUCUUACAUGGGCCUGUUCAAAAAAUAUUAUUCACAACAGAGGGAAAAAUAAAGCCAACAGCCAAUGGGGUGAUCUUUAGUGAUGCAAAUGGGUUGAACCAUUGGGCUUACUUGAGAAAAGGGUCAACAAAUGAAGUCAUAGUUUGUUCUGGGGCACUAGGAAGUCCACAACUACUAAUGUUGAGUGGGCUAGGCCCAGAGAAGCAUCUUGAGGCCCAUAAUAUAUCUGUGGUUUUGAACAUGCCUUUAGUGGGCCAAGGGAUGUCUGAUAACCCGAUGAAUGCUGUUUUCGUCCCCUCUCCUAGGCCCGUUGAGGUGUCUCUCAUCGAAGUUGUCGGUAUUACUCACAAUGGGAUCUAUAUAGAGGGCGCGAGUGGCGCAAACUUUGCUAGUCAAACCAAAACUAGAGAUUUUGGGUUGUUAUCUCCAAAGAUUGGACAACUCGCGACUUCGCCCCCAAAACAAAGAACACCAGAAGCGUUAAAUAGGGCAAUAGAAGCAAUGAGGUUCCUCCCACGAAGUGCUUUCGUGGGCGGAUUUAUAUUGGAAAAGAUCAUGGGCCCGCUCUCAAGAGGACAUCUUGAGCUUCGGUCCACAAACCCUAAUGACAACCCUGCGGUCACCUUUAAUUACUUUAAAGAUCCCGGAGACUUAGAAAAAUGUGUGGAAGGGAUCAGAAUCAUCGAGAGGGUCAUUGAAUCAAGAUCAUUUUCAAGAUUCCGAUACAAUCACCUCCCAGUCUCUAGUCUUCUAAACAUGACUGCUAAUUCGCCCGUUAAUUUGUUGCCUAAACAUGCUAAUGCUUCGAGAUCUUUAGAACAAUUUUGUAGAGAUACCGUGACAACUAUAUGGCAUUACCAUGGAGGAUGUCAAGUUGGCCAAGUGGUAGAUCAUGAUUAUAGGGUUAUAGGUGUUGACUCUCUUCGGGUCAUUGACGGGUCAACUUUUGAUUAUUCUCCCGGAACUAAUCCUCAAGCUACCGUGAUGAUGCUUGGAAGGUACAUGGGAGUUAAAAUGUUGCAUGAGAGAAUUGCAAACAACUGAACAUAUUGAAGAUUCAGUAAAACUGUUUGUUGCUUUGAAUUUCUAUUUAAAAUUUGUUGAUUAAUUAGU